AAAUAUAAAAACACUCAACCCCCGGUGGUUGGUCACUUUUUCGUUUGACCCUUUUUUAGUUUGUACCCCGUUGGUUGGUCAAAGCCAAAUUAAAAUUUGACGAACUGUCACUUCUUACAAGGCGCUCACGCACAUUUUUGAAACAAGCGUUUGGUAGUGUGUGGGAACUACGUGUAAAAGGGGUGUCAAACUAACCCAAUCAAACCGUUCUCCGCUUGGCGGAUUCAUUCCGCUUCGAAAAUUGCUUCGAAAUUUUCUAAACGGAAUCCCAGGUUGGACUCCGCUUAGAUUCCGUUUGAGCCAAUUUAGCACAUUAGCGACACCUACUGGUGUACGGCAGAACCUCGAUGACAUUUCGCCGCGUUUCGCCGAAGCGGUUUUCUAGUUGAUUUUUUCAAUCAAACGUCAAAGUGUUAGGAAAAAACCAAAAAGCAAAACUUGUUCGGUCCUGUUCAUUCGCGCCAUGUUUUUUUCGGGAAAAAAAACUUAUGCUGUGGAAAUAAUCUAACUGGUGAGUUACGCUACAUUUCUAAGGAUUCGGACCAUUCACUCAAUAACUCCUCUUUCAGAUUCCUGGCCGCUCUACACUGGCUCGACGGAACCGGCUUCUUUUAUGCCUGUUCCAGCAGUACCUUCUCCAUCCGGUCCAGCUUGUCGAGCUUGUCUGGCUUGGUCAGUCUCGCGUUCCGGCUAAGCUUAGCCUUGAUCUGGUCCAUGGACAUUUUGCUAAUGCUGGGACAGGCCACCAGAGCCGAAACCUGUGCAACCUUCGUCGGGGUUCUCAUUCUGCGGUCCACAUUCCCGGCGCUGUUGGCGGCACCGAACUCUGCCUUGGUCGACGCCAGUGGCUGGGACGCUUUGGCCGAGAUGGACAAUUUAGCCUUGGCCGGACUGGCCUAGAGGCGCUUCUUCGGCGGAAGCACGCGUGCACGAUGUUUUUCACAGCACAUGUAAGUUUAUUACAAUUUUUUAUUUAUAAUCAAAACCAACUUUGAAAUAUUUUUAAUACAGGUGGACAAUCGCGGGGUGUUCCUCGAUUUGAACGUUGGCCAACUUUGAAUUAAACGGCCGAUCUCGAUGCGCCCGCUGGAGGGUUGUGGCCACUGGAACCAGCCAGCUGCGGAAUGUGAAGGCCUAAGGUCGGACCUGUCCUGUGUGCUGAUGGUGACACGAUGCUGUCGGUCUAGCUGGUGGGCCUGGAGAUCGUACUUUCGACGGACAAAUUCACCGCUUCAACAACACCCAGCGAGGGCACCUCUAGUGGCUAAGAAAAUUUCACCCGAAGACUUUCCAAACAACAAAACAGCAUCAGCAGUUGCUGUCUUUCAAAAGUUGCUGCUUGUCCUUCUAUUUUGCCCAAUCGUGGAUUAUUGGUCGCGGCGUAAUUGUAACUGCUCGUGCCGCCUCCGGAGAGUGACGCCGUCGUGUCUAAGUUUCCGAACCCGAUGGACGGCAAGCUGGUGGUGCUCGUACCAAACGCACCUGACGGUGUCGGCGCCAGCAGUAACGUGGCUUACCCGUUCGUUCGAAAACAUGAUCCAGGCGCGCAUGGUACAAAGUUGUCAGGAUUGCGGUUGAGAACAUCCCGGGGGAGGCGACGAGCAAGAUCUACUUGCUGCAGCAGUGGACACCGAUUCGACAUAACUCGACCAGCACCAUGUCAGCGAUCAUGCUACCGACGAUCGUGGAAUGCCUGCCAAGCUCCCUAACCUCGGUGCGACGACGACGAGUCUCACCUGGACCAAGCGGACCAAGUCGACGAAUUCGUCCGAUACGAUCGACGGCGGCCAAGAAGAAGACGAUGGAAUCAUCCCGGCAGAACAGUCGAAUCGUCCGAUGCGACUCUCCAAGUCGCGGAUGUCCAGCAGCAGAACGAAUUUCACAUCAUCUCACUCACUAAAGCCUAUGUAAUUUUGCGAAAAAAAGAUUAAUAAAAAUGGGGAAUUUGGGGCUGGGACUCGUGUUUUUAUUAAUAAUUCAAAACUUUGACUUAAGAACGAUAGAAUUAAUAAAAAUAAUCUCAAAGUAUAAACAAAAUUCCAAUCUGUUUUUUCUCUGGUUGAAUUUCAAUUCAACCAAAACAAAAAAGAAAAUCACUAUACUAAAAAACAAGAAGAAGAAGCAGCUGUCAAAGCUUACCCGUCCAUUCCGUUUCGAUUCCGUUUGAAUUCCGCUUAAACCGAUUUGCGGCGAAAACUCAAACGGAACCGGUUGUUGCGUUUGAAACGGAAUGCGGUUUAGAAUCUAAAACGAACACUGUUUAGAAUUCGAAUCGAACUUUUUUCGCUCAAGCGGAAUUCUAAACGGAAUUCAAACGGAACGCGCUGAGUGGGAAAAAGUGACCCCGUUGGUUUUAUCCCUUAUCCCCGAAUCCCACUUUCCCGAAUCCCAUAUCCCCGAAAAUCAUUUCCCCGAAAGU
Molecule: messenger RNA, 2419 nt
Organism: Culex pipiens pallens (northern house mosquito)
Lineage: Eukaryota; Metazoa; Arthropoda; Insecta; Diptera; Culicidae
Exons: 2
Coding region: 1078-1578 (166 amino acids)
Source: RefSeq, a predicted model, not a curated record